AUGGCUCCGGACCCUAUCGACCACGUGGUCAUCCGCUACGAGUGCUGCGAUCCGAAUUUGCUCACCUUUACUGGCAGCUGCGGUGGGGGCAACCCGGCAGACAUCGCCAAAUAUGAGGUCAUGGCCGGCGCGAGGAACAACGCGGGAACCCAGUGGUCGCUGCCGGUGAGUUUAACCUGCGCGCCCCUCAGCCUCAGAUCAAACGUCAACAAGGACAAGUUCGAGAUUCCUGAGAAAUGCUCGCGGCUGCUGCCCGGGGAGACGUGUGAGGUGGGAUGCGGCUCCAACUACAUCCUUCAGAGGAGAACCAACCGAGGCACCUUUACUUGCCAGCUGGGGAUGAACAGGCAGCUGGCGGGAAACCUCCCCAGGUGCAAGAAUAAGCCGAGCGGCAAAAACAACUGCAACGGCCAGGCGCACGUGUCCACGACCACCACAACAUCGGGCUUGCCCGCGGAUUGUGAGCUUUGUGCACAGAUCGGCAACUACAAGGACAGCCGUUUCGAGCAGUGCCGCUUUUGGGGAGACCCUCACAUCACGAAGAGCUGGCGUCCCAGACAGCGAUUUAAUUUCCAAGACACUGGAAUCCAUCGCUACGCGCGAGCUGCCCGCUGCGCCGGCGACUUCGAGCUUCACGUCUUCCAAUGUCAGUACAGCCGCGGCCGGAACUCUGUGGCGACUGGCAUCGCAGCGCGGAUCAACGGAAACGCCACCGUCUUCAUCAGCGAUCGCGUUGUGGAGACCACUGGCGGUAUCUUUGUGGAACCAGACUCCGGGGCCAUCAUCAACGACAGGACGGGCGUGAACGUCCAGAGCGAUGAUGAGUGCGUGUUCUUCAACGUCAACGUGAAGCAUGUCAACAAGAACCCAGGCUUCCUUCACAACAUGAAGCUGCACAUGUUCGGGCAGGACAUCACCCACGAUGGAAUCUGCGGAGCAGCAGACCUGAAGACACAGUACAUCGAUCCCAACUCCACCAACACGAUGAUCUUCACGCCAGAGCAACACUUGGACCUGUGCAACCAGUGCGUCUAUGCAGGGGGAAAGCCUCCGCGCGGCUGCCCUGAGACAACUGCAGUUCCGAAGACCUACACCACAGGUUGCGAGUUCCUGGCGCCCCUGCUGGGCAUCGACCAGGAGUGCACGCCGGAAGACGACUCGCGCUUCGCUCAGCUGCAGGACAAUGGUCAGAAUUGUGUGGUCUAUGCAGUGAUGGAGAGGAGGGAGACGUGCAACGAAGUCUGCGAAAAGAAAGGAAGCACCUGCGUUGCGGCGAAGGCGGAUGACGGCGUGUGCCGCGCCGAUGGAAAGUUCAAGGUCCUAGGUUACUGA
This is a messenger RNA of Symbiodinium natans, 1332 nucleotides long. The record is from the annotation of a GenBank genome assembly. NCBI's taxonomy places the organism in Eukaryota, Dinophyceae, Suessiales, Symbiodiniaceae.